GGAAAGCAGAGCAGAAGGCACGCUUUCAGUUGGACAUCGACAGCAGGCAGCAGGGAAGGGAUGAUAAUGUACGACUUACUUUGAUUUUCACAAUACUUGGCACUCCGCUAUGCUUGAAGAUUUUUCUUAUGAGCUGGACGCCUGAAUGUGUAGCCCUGUGCAAUGACUCUUAACGGAACUACCCUCGAGCUUUCUACCCUGGAACCACAAUGGCGUCUGUUGCAAGAAUGUUGACAUUGAACGUAAAUUGUAGAUUUUCAAUAUUUAGGCAUCUUAGUUUCGUUUUCAUUGUAAUAUUAUUUACUUUAGGAUCACAAAAUUAUUUUGCCGAGACUGCGCAUCUCAGCGGAACCUGGAACACACGAGAGUUCUAUAGGUUUCUUAUUAAAUUCGGGUUCCAAAAGACAGACAUUCACCAAGAAAAUGAUGGCUAUAUAUAUGGGAAUGUCACUGCUAAAGGAAACCUUAAUCAGAAAGCCACCCUGGCAGUUUUAGAUAGAGGAUAUUUUUUAGAAUACUAUGGCAACCGCACAGUUGCAAAUAAAAGUAAAGCCUGUGCUUUAAUGUUUGACAAGAUCAAGACAACAGCAUACGACUCUGUUUGUUUCGACACUGGUGAAUUAGAUUUCCUAAGGAAAAUACCAUGUACAAAAGGGAAAAUUUGUGAAGAUGAAGACAAGCCUGCCUUUGUUCUUCCCAACUAUCAAUUUAUGUAUAGAAUCCGUGAUAUACGGCAACCAAGGUUUUGGUACAUAAGUAUGGUUGCUUGUUAUCGAGACCCUAAAACAUGUAAAUGGAAACAUUUGGAUGAAGAAGCGGAAAUAGAUUAUGACAUUUGGUUUGUUAAUGGCAAUCCUAAUGUGUCUGGAAACAACCCUGUUCUUUAUCAAUUUUCCUUCGACCAGCAGGACACUGUGGAACUCUAUUUGGUUUUCUUCUUGUGUUACGUUGUAUUAGUUCCACUUCAACUUUAUGCUGCCCUUCAGCAACGCCAUCCUGUUACUCGAUUGUUCACUGUCAGCCUUCUUAUGGAAUUCAUUGGCCUUGUGUUCAAUCUUUUCCAUGUCUUGAAGUUUGCUAUAGAUGGAGUAGGCUUUGAGCAAGUGGCUGUGGCAGGAGAUGUAUUUGAUAUUCUUUCAAGGACUACUCUCAUGCUGUUACUGUUACUCCUUGCUAAAGGUUGGGCAAUAACUCGUCUGGAAUUGACACACAAGCCUUUAGUAUUCACAAUAUGGUUUAUUUAUGGUGUUGUCCAUGUUUUGUUGUAUGUUUGGAAUAUGACUGAAGUGGACAUCAUUGAGGAUAUAGAUGAGUAUCAGACGUGGCCAGGCUGGCUUAUUUUAAUCUUGCGCUGGGUCAUCAUGAUAUGGUUUCUGCUCGAGCUGAGAAAUACAAUGUAUUAUGAGCACAAUGUCCAUAAGCUACAUUUCUUCCUACAUUUUGGUGCCUCUGCUCUAGUCUGGUUCAUCUAUUUACCUAUCAUUGCCCUCAUAGCUCUUCGAGUAUCUGCACUUUGGAGGUUUAAGUUGUUACUUGGCAUUACAUAUUCUGCUGAUUGCUUGGCUUACUGUGUAAUGACACAUCUGUUGUGGCCAACUCGUAGUGAACAAUACUUUCUUCUAGCAAAUGAAACAUUUCAUGCAGAUGAAUUGGAUGAGUUUAAUGAAUCACCUCAUGUUGUGAACACCUAUCGAAUGAACUCUGAAGAGCCUCCAGAUUUAAGUGACAGUGCCUCUAAUUAUAACAACUACACCUCAGUUAACAGUAACAAUAGUAACAUUGAUGAUGAUGCAGAUUACUCUAAGCCAAUUCUUACAUGAUGUUUUUACUAGAUUUUAUGAUGUACAGAGAUUUAUGACAAGCUAGUGCCAUUAGGGUUGAGAUGUAUUGGUGAAAUGAGAAUGGAAUCGGUUCCAUAGCCUAUGCUUUCAUAUUCUCAAAAUGUUUUGGGGUUUUUCAUAUUGUCAAUUUUAUUGAUUAUCCAUAGAAUUUAUAACAUGUUUUUGACGUUUUCUAUUUUUAAAUGUUACAAAUGUUUGUGAGUUUUUGAUGGAAAAACUUCUUGAACUUUGUUCUCUUUCUCUAAGUUACAUUCUAUCUGAUUAAUUCAGAAAGAUUACGGUCCAUUUUCCUGCCAAGGUUUUGCAAAACAUACAACUUACUUAGUAAUUAAUGCUUUUGUUUUUUGUUCUUUAAGUUUGUGAUUUGAUGAAUCCUCCCUUCUUUGGGGAGGAUGUCAACUUUUGCUGUGAUGUGCAGUACAUGCAUAUUUUAGUUCAAUUUUGCUGUAUGGGAUUGAUUUAUAAAGAUGUUUGAUCAACUGAUCUGCAUCUGCACUUUGAAUGAUGCAAAGUGAUCAGUGAGCAGUGUAACAGGUCAGCCUGAUGAUCUAAGCGGAAGUUGAUCGUGCUGUCUAGCUGAUUUGCUACCCCUAGUUUUACCUUCAGUGCCGGAGUUUUCCAUGGUAAAUUAAUUGAAACAAUAUCUGCUGAAUAGUAGUGUGAGUGUGAAAAUUUGUUUUCAAUUUAAGUACUGUAAUGUUAAAUUAAGGAUAUGUUGUUUUUAUGAUUCUUUUCAUCUUCUGUUUAUGCUAAGAAUACGUACAUGCUCAUUUUUUUGAUAGGAUUUGUGAUACAUUAGUCUACUUCUUUGUGAACAAAAUGUUUCUCCUCUUAUGAGGGUUGCUACUUGUUUUCAAAGAGAAUCAAAUUUUUUUUUUAUUACGGUAUGCCAUCACUGAUUUAUUAGUGCUAUACCAAUUGUUCUUAGUAUUAAUUGUGAGCUCAGUAUUAUCAUCUCUCUCUGAACGAACCUGAAAUAUUAAGGUGUUAUUUGAAUUUUGUAUUGAACCCUUUAGGGUCCUUACUUGCCAAACUCCUGUAACAUGCAUAAGUAGUAUAUGCAGACCUUAAAUGCUGUCCUAUUUGAGAGAUUUAGUUGACAUGUUUGCAAGAAUGUGACUAUCUGAAAGUCACAAACCCAUUUCAGAUGGAAAGCCUAAAUACUCCGGCGCGAUAUUUUUUUUUGAAGUAAAAAGUGAUGAUUUGUUAAGAAUGUUUUUUUAAUAAAUAUUUUCAGAUUUCUAGUAUCUGUUUUAUAGGCAUAGACGUUUUAAGACAUCUGUUAAUUGUUUCUAUGUAGGUACAACAUUCUCUCUUAGUACGAAAUUAGGUUGCUUCCAAUAUUGUUUUCUAGGUUAUUUUUGUUAUUUUUUUCUUUUACUUGAAAACGGUAUUCUUACAGUCUGUUUUGCCAUCUUACACAAAAAAGUGAAAUUAUCAAAAUGUUACAUUGCUAGUCAUGUUAAAUUAUGUUCUCCUCUCUAGUCACUUUUGAACACUUUGGUAAAACAAAAUUACACAUUCCAGUUUAGUGGUAAUUUGAUAUCUUGUAAAACAUUUGUCUGGCACAUUUGUUUUGAUGGUGUCCCCCACAAGGACAAAGUCAGUUGUUGGGUUGUGUCCUGGAGGAGUCCUGGUAUCUUGUACUGGUGUUUUGUUGUGCCCUCUUAUACAAUAAAAUUAUUUGAAAUAUGCAAA
Thrips palmi is the source of this 3539-nucleotide messenger RNA. RefSeq names its product integral membrane protein GPR180-like. The record is from RefSeq and is a predicted model, not a curated record. Gene Ontology annotation, biological process: G protein-coupled receptor signaling pathway; response to pheromone. Bases 210 to 1820 code for a protein of 536 amino acids. NCBI's taxonomy places the organism in Eukaryota, Metazoa, Arthropoda, Insecta, Thysanoptera, Thripidae. The transcript has 6 exons.